GGGUCGCGCAGGAGGGCGUGGGCGGGCGGCGCCGGGAGCGCGCGGCGGGUGCGCGGACCGGAGCGCGAGAAGGAGGGGCGCGGGUGACGGAGCGGAGCCGCUGCCAGCGUCGUGGCCCCGGAGCUGCCGGACGGAAGAGAAGCUGCGCCAGACGCCGGUCGGCUGCCCGACCCUUGGACUCGCCCCGGGGCCGAGCGUCCGCGGCUUCUGGCUGGUUGGGGAGGCGCUGAGGCCCCACGGGAAGAUGUUCCACGCGGAGUCGGUGGAGCGGGUGGAGCUGUGCGAGAGCCUCCUCACUUGGAUCCAGACCUUUAACGUGGAUACACCAUGCCAGACCGUGGAAGAUUUAACGAAUGGGGUUGUGAUGGCCCAGGUUCUUCAGAAAAUUUGUACCAUUCCUGUUGGGACACAGGCAGCACACUGUGCUGGGAGCCUUGGCAAAAGAAGUCAAGAAGCAAAAGAGGAAGGGGUAGAGGUCCUAACAGUCUUCAAAGAGUACAUUCAAGCCAUUAUGAUGAUGGAAGAAUCUGUUCAGCAUGUUGUCAUGACAGCCAUUCAAGAGCUAAUGAGUAAAGAGUCUCCUGUCUCUGCUGGAAAUGAUGCCUAUGUUGAUCUUGAUCGCCAGCUGAAGAAAACUACAGAGGAGCUCAAUGAAGCUUUGUCAGCAAAAGAAGAAAUUGCUCAAAGAUGCCAUGAGUUGGAUAUGCAGGUUGCAGCAUUGCAAGAAGAGAAAAGCAGUUUAUUGGCAGAAAAUCAGAUACUAAUGGAGCGACUUAAUCAGUCCGAUUCUAUAGAAGAUCCCAACAGUCCAGCAGGAAGAAGACAUUUGCAGCUUCAGACUCAGUUAGAGCAGCUGCAAGAAGAAACAUUCAGACUAGAAGCAGCCAAGGAUGAUUAUCGAAUACGCUGUGAAGAGUUAGAAAAGGAAAUCUCUGAACUUCGGCAGCAGAAUGAUGAACUAACUACUUUGGCAGAUGAAGCUCAGUCUCUAAAAGAUGAAAUAGAUGUUCUUAGACAUUCUUCUGAUAAAGUAUCUAAACUAGAAGGUCAAGUCGAGUCUUAUAAAAAGAAGCUAGAAGACCUUGGUGAUUUGAGGCGUCAGGUGAAACUCUUGGAAGAAAAGAAUACUAUGUAUAUGCAGAACACUGUCAGUCUAGAGGAAGAGUUAAGAAAGGCCAAUGCAGCGCGAGGUCAGCUUGAGACAUAUAAGAGACAGGUAGUAGAACUGCAAAAUAGAUUAUCUGAAGAAUCAAAGAAAGCAGAUAAGUUAGACUUUGAAUAUAAAUGGCUAAAAGAAAAAGUUGAUGGUCUUCAAAAAGAAAAGGAUAGGUUAAGAACAGAAAGAGAUUCUCUGAAGGAGACCAUUGAAGAGCUUCGUUGUGUACAGGCUCAAGAGGGACAGCUCACCACUCAAGCUAAGGCUUGCAGUACUAUAUUGAUCAACAGUGGAAAAG
Messenger RNA from Nannospalax galili (Upper Galilee mountains blind mole rat), 1454 nucleotides. RefSeq names its product hook microtubule tethering protein 3. The transcript has 12 exons. The record is from RefSeq and is a predicted model, not a curated record. Gene Ontology annotation, biological process: cytoplasmic microtubule organization; cytoskeleton-dependent intracellular transport. The annotation marks the transcript as partial. Gene Ontology annotation, cellular component: centrosome; cytoplasm. Lineage: Eukaryota; Metazoa; Chordata; Mammalia; Rodentia; Spalacidae. Gene Ontology annotation, molecular function: dynein light intermediate chain binding; microtubule binding.